UGUUUCAAAACGAAAAGGCCGUAAUUAUUGACGGACAAACGUAUGUCGAUUUGUCCAGAAUUAACCGCUUGCUCUAUUUAGAAAUAUUUUCCAAAUAUUCAUAAAAUGACCGGAAAAUAUUUCCUUGUGAUUAUUGUUUCUCUAUUUUUCUCACAGUUUUUAGAAUGCGAAGCACAGCAGGGAGCUAUCGAAAAGUUGUUCACCUUGAGUGUGAAGGCAGUAAAUCUGACAAAUACAAAGUUCCACUCAGGAUUCAAUUCAAUCGUGGAUGGCAUGUUCAAACCUUUGGAAGUAAUAGGCACCACGGCUGAGGAUGGCGUUGUGGCCGGCACCAAAUAUUUCGGGAAAAUGGUUAAUUUCGUAGGCAAACAAGUCAAGACUGUGGCCAAGAAAUUGCAAACUGGAGAGGAAAAAUUCGUGGGAUGCGUAAAGAGCGAGCAGUUCGAUCCUGUGAAGAAGAUUUUUCUGGACGUCUCCUCAUGCGUCACUGGAAAAUCUGAUACUGUUAGUAAAAUUGUACAAAAUAGUUUGGUUCAAGUGAAUUCGACUUAUGGAAUUGUCAAAUCGCUCACAGCUCUACCCCAAUGUCAGGGAGCCAAAUGUUUUGCUGACUACACAUCAGGCAUUAUGGGGAAAUUUGGAAGUAUUGCACUAGGUUUAGGGUCAAUUGGAAAAGAUUUGACUACAGGAGUCGUCUCGAUACCAAUUACACUACCAACUUGUCUGAUAUCAAAACCAGCUAUGAGUCCUGUGAAAAUAUUUGGACUACUUGGGGUGAAUAUCAUGAAAUGUUUUCAAUCCGGUUGAAUAAAUAGAAUAAAUACCAAAA
Messenger RNA from Coccinella septempunctata (seven-spotted ladybird), 829 nucleotides. RefSeq lists its product as uncharacterized. The record is from RefSeq and is a predicted model, not a curated record. The coding region runs from base 106 to 807 and encodes 233 amino acids. The transcript is spliced from 3 exons. Lineage: Eukaryota; Metazoa; Arthropoda; Insecta; Coleoptera; Coccinellidae.